This is a messenger RNA of Tricharina praecox, 915 nucleotides long. RefSeq lists its product as uncharacterized. The record is from RefSeq and is a predicted model, not a curated record. The transcript is spliced from 3 exons. The coding region runs from base 144 to 776 and encodes 210 amino acids. NCBI's taxonomy places the organism in Eukaryota, Fungi, Ascomycota, Pezizomycetes, Pezizales, Pyronemataceae.
GUUUGGCCUUACAUCCAAGAGAAGACGAUAUUUAACAAUCGUCUGUUUGCCGCCUCCCUCAUCCUCCAUCCUUCAUCCUCCAUUCUACACACCCCACCUAUCUCAGAACCCCAUCAAUCGACCUUCACAAUCUGAGUUCAACGAUGGCGAUUAUUUGCUAUUACCGGAUACUCGCUAUCCCACACUCCGCCGAAAUACACCAGAUAAAGCGAGCUCACGAGAGGGUACUUGCUGAGGAGGAAGACCAGCGGAUCGCGAGCGAGGAGAUGAUCCAGAAAGCAUACAUUACGCUGUCCAAUGACAGACUACGGGCUAUGCACGAUUACCGACACCGAAAUGGCUGCCGCCUUUGCCAGAACAUGUCAGCAGCGCCGAAGACGGCAGAGAACCGCAAUCACGCCAGCGCAGGCGAUCCCAUGUAUUGGGCCGAAUACGGGAGUCGAAUAAAAUCUUGCGAAUCUCCCCUUCGCCGCAAAGCUCCGCCAUCGCAGCACCCUGACUACUGCGACGAUGAUAAUGGUUCCAAAGACUUAUGGCCGGUGUGGUCUUGCCUACCGAAAAAGGCCAUGGGUUUUCAUCGGCCGGACCUCUCGGCUAGCAGGGACACAAUAUACCGGAUCGCCAAACGUACCCGCGACCGCGCGGGAAAGUUGCCGUUCGUCCUCACGAAGAACGAAAACGACGACCGCGUCAAGGCAACCAUGAAGAUAUUAUGGUCGGCCAUCGUAAACAGUGACGGCGACGAUUCCGGAGUGCAGAUAGUACAGCUUUCAUAGGGGUUGGUACCCAAAGCGAUGAUGGAAAUAUAUUGGUGGUUGAGGGUGAGCUUUUGCAACAGCUGUCAUUUCUGAUGUAUUUCAUUUUCGUGUUUCCGUCCUGUGCUAAAUUAGCACCCGGAUGAAAAGUGUAAAGCGA